This is a messenger RNA of Adineta ricciae, 534 nucleotides long. Lineage: Eukaryota; Metazoa; Rotifera; Eurotatoria; Adinetida; Adinetidae. The record is from the annotation of a GenBank genome assembly.
AUGGACAACGAUACUACUUUUCCUGCUCUGUUCGGUGGUGAAAUAAUUGUGAGUAAAUACGAAGGUUAUGAACGUUCUCAAAUGAAGAAAGCAAUUGUUAUUCUUACUAAUGUUCGACUCUUGAUUCGUUGGGAAGAGAUGCUUAGCAGUUAUUUUCGUCGCUACUCUUACUCUUCAAUCAUACUCGAUUCAAUCGAUCGUAUCGACGAAGCGCGUCAGAAUGAAAAUCUACCAAUUCUGGCCAUAUUGACAUUACUUACUGGACUAAUUUCCGAUAUAUUCGGAUUUACUUACGUACUCGAAUACAUUCAGCCAACAAGUACUGCACUUGUCAUUAUUGGUGUGAUUAUGUUCGUCUUUUUAUGGUACUGUCGUAAAAAACAAUGUAUUACAAUGAAAGGCACUUUUGGUCUGGAAACUAUUGUAUUUGAAAAGGCAAUCGCUGGAGAAUUUUUCAAUCAAUUGAGUGAAAUGAUUCUUCAAAGAAGAACUCAAUGUUCUAUGAAGCAAAAAAAUGAAUAUAAUGGACCCUGA